AUGGAAUCUGUUAGAACGAACAAAGGAGGAGUAUUUUUUCUUUACGGAUAUGGUGGCACCGGUAAGACCUUUCUUUGGAAGACAUUGUCGGCAACAAUUCGAAGUAAGUCUGAAAUUGUUUUAAAUGUUGCUUCAAGCGGUAUAGCUUCUUUGCUACUUUCUGGAGGUCGAACAGCCCAUUCUCGCUUUUCCAUCCCUCUGAAUCUAAAUGAGGAUUCUCUUUGCCGCAUGAAGCCUGGAUCUGAACUUGCGUGUCUUUUAAAAAAAACACAACUUAUUAUAUGGGAUGAGGCUCCAAUGAUUCAUAAACAUGCCUUUGAAGCAUUGGAUAGAACCUUAAAAGAUAUAUUGAUGCCUGAUUGUUCAAAUAGCGAAGCUUUACCUUUUGGAGGAAAGGUAAUUGUAUUUGGUGGUGACUUUAGACAGAUUCUUCCUGUUGUUCCUAAUGGCUCUAGACAAGAUAUCGUGAAUGCUUCACUGAGUUUGUCAUAUAUAUGGAAUAAAUGCAAGUUACUAACGCUAACAAAAAACAUGAGGCUCACUGUUGGCAUGAAUCAUGGUGAUAUUGACAAGACAAAAGAGUUUGCUAAAUGGCUUUUGGAUAUUGGCGAGGGAAAACUUGGUGGUCGCAACGACAGAGAAGCUGUUAUUUAUAUACCUCAAGAACUGUUGAUUACUGAGUCCACUAACCCUAUUGGUAGUCUGAUCAACUUUGUAUAUCCUUCGAUACUUGAAUCGUUCAAUGAUCCAAAUUAUUUUCAAGAAAGAGCCAUACUUGCUCCUAAGAACGACGUUGUUCACGAGAUAAAUGAUACCUUAUUAGCAAUGUUUCCUGGUGAUCAUAAAGAGUAUCUAAGUUAA
Molecule: messenger RNA, 861 nt
Organism: Helianthus annuus (common sunflower)
Lineage: Eukaryota; Viridiplantae; Streptophyta; Magnoliopsida; Asterales; Asteraceae
Product: ATP-dependent DNA helicase pfh1-like
Exons: 1
Coding region: 1-861 (286 amino acids)
Biological process (GO): telomere maintenance; DNA repair
Molecular function (GO): DNA helicase activity
Source: RefSeq, a predicted model, not a curated record